GCUGACUCCGACCAUCAUCUAGUGUUUUGGACAUAUACUAUGGGCCCCAUGCGCCCGGACUCUGCAAGUCCCCCUAUCACAGCCCGUGCUAGAGGGGCGAAUAUAGACACGAAUUCUCUCAGGACAGAUUCAGACUUUCAGCAGAGCGACUCAUCUGAGUCAUCAUCUAACACGAAAGUCGCACUUGGUAAAUCCCCCAAAUCAAAGUCAAAGCCACUUUUUCCCAAAAAAACUCUGCGUACUGGCCACAUCACCCCAGUACCCCAUUGGCGAGCUCCCGACCCAGGGCACUACCUCCCGGCGCAGUAUCCCCCCCCGCUGCAGUCGCCUCGCUCGAGAUCCCCCCCUCUCCCCGAUUCUUCCUCGCAACUCGUGGGCCAAGCACAAGCCCCACGGGAACCCAGUGCCACGUUGACCAGUAAUGCGUCCAGCGCAACAACUCCGCCUCCUGCGCUUCACAACAGUACUGCAUUACCGCCACGGCUGGAGUCAUGGAACCCGAGCCCAGAGUUGCACAAUUCUACUUUUUUGCUACCCAACCACACUCGUGACAUAUCCGAAAGUGGUGAAGAGCUCGAGUUCUUCGAUUCAUAUGGUGAUGUAGAUGCAUCCAUGGAGUUCGCGGGUCCGUACUCCUCUGGUUCAGUGUCGCCUGCCUUAAUUCCUGCACCGAAUCUUCAUUGGCAAUUGCUUUCGUACCAUCCAGCUCAACCUAACCUAUCCGUUCACUUCGACAUCGCUUUUCCAACCCACGACAUCGAGUACAUGCAGGACUCCUCUUACAGGAUCCAACGGAUGCCCCUGUCUGAUGCCGAUCUCGACAAGCCGGCUGCGAACAAGGAACUGACCGAUAUGACCAUCAAAUUCCAGCACAAUCCCUUACAAUGGGAUAUCUGCGUGAAGCGUGAUAAAGGCAUUCGCGUUCGUGAUGUUUUCGAAGCGAUAUAUUCAGCUUUCGACAAACCGCUCACACCCCACGAGAAGAGCUUGAUACCACACCACCUCCAUGCGGGGUAUGAGGAGGCAUUUAGGCUUCGCUGCAACCUCGCGCCGGUGCUUCCAUUCAUGCAAGAAAACCAAGGUUGGAAGCGCGUAGAUGUACUUCUGUACGAGACCAUCUUCUGCGGCUUGGCUCAGUCGAAGCGAGGAGAUUGGACAUUAAAUCUCAGCGGGACGAUGUCCAAAACCAUUGACAGGAGGCGUCUCAUAUCGGAUCACAUUGCAGCUGAUUCAACUGUACGUCACCGACCGAGGCGGGGUUUACUGUGGGAUCAUGGUCAUAUUUUUGAACUUGGACCUACCCCAUCAUAUUCACCUCCAACCCUGCCAGUAUUAGAACUUCCUGGUGAAUACCUGCCGUCGUACCCCAACCAAAAUUCAAAUGCGCUACCAAGUUACUCCAAUAACGAUUUGUUCAAUCUACCUCUUUCUGCUACCUUUGUGCCUAGAGCAGUUAUAGACAGUGAUAUAGUGCUCCCCUCGCAAGGUGCCUGCAGGAUCUGUAAUUUCGUACGGUUCAAUGCAAUCCUCAAACAUGGGACGUUGUGCACUCUACUGAACAAUAUUCCCCCAUUGAUUACGGAACCCUCGACUCAAGACUAUACUUGGGCCUUCUUUUGUAGAUUUGUCCCCCUCGGUGCUUUGUUUGACUCGCCUUGUCGAGGACCUCUACCGAUGAUUCAACUGGGCAGUGAUCGUGCUCGCCUCGUUGAAGGGCUCGAAGCGGACUUCGUCGAGCACCCUAGUAAUGUCAAUGCUAUGUCAUGGCUUCACGGACCUUCCGGUACAGGAAAAUCUGUCAUUGCAUACAAUCUUGCUAGUCGUUGCAAACAGAAGAAUAGAUUGGCAGGCAGCUUUUUUUUCUCUCGCAGGCACGCAAAUUGCAGAAGCGCACGUUCUCUCGUGCUCGCGCUUGCGUAUCAACUUGGGCUGUCUCAUCCGCAGGCGAAGGAAAAAAUAAUCAAAGCCCUGGACAACGAUCCUAGUAUAGUUUCCCCUUCUCGAGAUUUGCGCGAGCAAUUUGCUCGGCUUCUUAUUGAACCUCUAGAGGCAGUUGUCUGGCGCUCUCCUUCGAAUCUGUUCGUUGUCGAUGCUGUAGAUCAAUGUCAAGACCAAGUGCACGAACUCAUUUCACUUCUUACUCGACUUCUCUCCCAUAUGAUGGAUGUGGGCCUUCGCAUCUUCUUCACAAGCCGUGACCAUGUAGGAGUCUUGAUCAAGCGUCAUCACUCUCCAAUGAGAUCGGACAUUGCUCUGGACCGUACUGUCAUUACUAGGGACGUUAGAUUAUUCUUUCGCCAAUCUUUCGAUAAGAUACACAAACGUCACCGUCUUCAGUGUCGCAAGCCGUGGCCACCGGAAGAGGUGCUCGGCCGUCUAGUGGAUAGAGUGGGACCCUACUUUAUUACAGGAUCUAUCAUCGUAAAAUUUGUUGGAAGCCUUGACCAUGACCCCACAGAUAGGAUGGAUCUCGUUGACUGUAUUCCUUUCGACCCCUCAUCGCCUCCAGAGUCAUCAAUGGAUGGCUUCUACAAAUCCAUCAUAUCCACAGCCGACGACUUGGAGCAAGCAUACCUUCAUCUCACGAUCGUUGUGAAUCUUGCUGGCAUGCUGUCGUUUUCGCAACUAGAUGACCUUCUGAAUCGAGGGUCCAACCAAAAGUUUGACAUACGCUCCGCGUUGUCCCAAUUGUCACCCCUGGUCCACAUUCCGGAUGGUCAUGACAGCGCUGUGCAAGUCUGUCACGAAUCCCUUUACGAUUUCCUGUCCAAUUCUCUGCGCUGCGGAAAGCAGUUCAUUUCACAAGCCGUGGUUCAUCGUCUGCUAGCCUACUCUUCAUUGAGUAUCAUGAUGAAGGAGUUACCGGAUGACAGUCCUCUCUGUUCCCGUUUAUCCCAGCUAACAACAGAAAGCAGCCCCGUGUCGCUAAAUACCUUUGACAAUGCGGACGUUCUAGCAUUCGCAAUAUAUUCACCGCCAGUGCCUCUACCGUUUUUAUCCUUGCUCUGGCACAUCACGCAACGUCAGAAUACGGGACUUCAGGCCGAUUUUCGCACAGCUCUAGCUUUGCGAUAUUUUUGCUGUACUUGGCAAAUUUUGCAGCACCUCGACUUGUCCACGGUUGAUGCCCUACCUGCUUUCCGCUUCCUAGUGAACUUUCGGUCCCUGCCUCUACUCCUUGCAUUUCCAAUAUUUCUGGCAUUUGAAACUCCCAGAAGUGGCCAAACUUCGAGUCCAUCGACUCAGGAGCAAGAACUUCAUAUGGAAAUGUUGCAUGCAGUGGCCGAAAUCGUGAACGACGUGCAUGCCCUCAAGGAUCGGUGCAGAUCGGAUUCGGGUGCACUUGAUUAUGCUUGCACUCAUUGGGUGUAUCAUCUUUCUCUGGCAGAGUGGGAUGACGACCUCCGCUCUAUCUUGACGGCCUUUAUGGGACAGAAGCUCCAGCAGUGGCUCGUGAAAGCAUGGUGUCUCCAGGAUUUUGAGACCUGCCUUCGAACAUUGUGCGAACUUCAAGAGCUUUACUCGACCGCGAAUACGAAGGCUGAGCAUGAGGCUGAAAAAGUUGGUUCGGCGAGGCGGAGUACAAAAGAAGUCGUAAAUGGUGUUAAUGCUGAGGCUGAACAAGCUGAGGUGGCUAGACACAGUAUAACAGAGACGGCAGAGGAUGUUCAGAAAAUUUCUAACAUCGGCGCUAGUUCAAGUUGAUUAUCUGGGCUUGGAUGCCGAGAUUGCCAGUUUAGGGUCUGGAAGCUUUCCCUUUGCUCAGAGUUGUGAAGACGACACUGGUCAUUUCUAUGUCUCACAAUUUGAUGUGGUGGAAUCA
Molecule: messenger RNA, 3823 nt
Organism: Suillus subaureus
Lineage: Eukaryota; Fungi; Basidiomycota; Agaricomycetes; Boletales; Suillaceae
Exons: 8
Coding region: 40-3705 (1221 amino acids)
Source: RefSeq, a predicted model, not a curated record